Molecule: messenger RNA, 12367 nt
Organism: Podarcis lilfordi (Lilford's wall lizard)
Lineage: Eukaryota; Metazoa; Chordata; Lepidosauria; Squamata; Lacertidae
Source: the annotation of a GenBank genome assembly
GCAAAGUAUUUAAAAAGUGUUUUCUGGGCUUCAGCACUUCACAGCAAGGAAGCUUCGGGCUUCAAAUGCAACAGAUGUGAAGUUUCUCCUGUGGAAGCUAUGGAGAAUUCUGCAGGGUUUCCCCUCACCGGCAAAGCCACGGCAGCAAGCUGGAGAGCUGUCUAGCUGCAGAGGACCGGUUUCUUUUCCUGAGCAGAAAGUUAGACCAUCGGGCUCCCUUUGCAACUGCGUUUGAAGAGCAUCUUAAGAAACAAGGCACUCCUAGAUGGAUCCACCUGCUGCCAGUAGUUGCAUGAGAAGCUCUCACCCUACCAAUGCGCUCUGGGGUUGCCUGCGAAACCAGCAUGCCGAGGGCGGAGGGACCACUGGGCCACACCAUUACCCACAAGCCCCCUUUUCGUUCCACCACAAACCGGACUUUGGCAUCUACUCGGACUUCUCCAAUUCCUGCCUGGCUGCAGCCCCCCAGAGCCUUCCCCGCGACGAGCGAGCUUUCGAUGAGCACCACUCUUCCUUCCAGCACCCCGCGUGGCAUUUUGCAGCCGCAGAGGGCAGGCGACGUCUGGCGGCCGAGCUGGCUUUGGUCUCCGGAGAGCCAGAGGGCAGCGGCCCAAAUGUGGUGGAUGCCGCCAUUGGCACGAGCGAAGACUACGUCCUGGCAGGUAACGUGGUGAGCGAAACGGAAAAGAAGACAUCCAGAAGGAAAAAAGGGAGCGCAGGUAAGGUGGCGUUUAAGAAUCCUAGACUGGUAGAGUUACGAUUCCUCUGAAGGAGCAGGUUCGUAGCUUGGGGGUACUCCUGGAUCCUUUGCUGUUGCUCAAGGCUCAGGUGGCCUGGAGUGCCUUCGGCUGGUGGCCCAGCUAUGCCCCUAUCUGGACUUUGUUUGUUUGCUUAGUCGUGUCCGACUCUUCGUGACCCCAUGGACCAGAGCACGCCAGGCACUCCUGUCUUCCACUGCCUCCCGCAGCUUGGUCAAACUCAUGCUGGUGGCUUCGAGAACACUGUCCAUCCAUCUCGUCCUCUGUUGUCCCCUUCUCCUUGUGCCCUCCAUCUUUCCCAACAUCAGGGUCUUUUCCAGGGAGUCUUCUCUUCUCAUGAGGUGGCCAAAGUAUUGGAGCCUCAGCUUCAGGAUCUGCCUAUCUGGACAGGGAUAGCCUAACUACUGUUGUCUGUGCUCUGGUAACCUCUAGGUUCGAUUACUGCAAUGUGUUAUACGUAGGGCUGCCUCUGAAGUUGGUUCGGAAACUUCAGCUGGUGCAGAAUUCAGAGGCCAGGUUGCUCACCAGAGCAAGACGGUUUGAGCAUAUUACACCGGUCCUGGUCCGACUGCACCGGCUCCCGAUUAGUUUCCGGGCCCAAUUCAAAGUGCUGGUUUUGACCUAUGAAACCUUAAAUGGCUCAGGACCGCAAUAACUCAAGAACCGUCUCUUUCCAUAUGAACCUACCCAGAUCCUGAGGUCACCUUCUGAGGCCUUCCUUCAUGUGAAGAAGGCUCUUCUUCGAGAGGUACGGAGGGUGGCAACACGAGAACGGGGCCUUCUCUGCAGUGGCUCCUCAUCUGUGGAAUGCUCUCCCCAGGGAAGUUCACCUGGCGCCUUCAUUACACACCUUUAGGCACCAGGCAAAAACAGUCCUUUUUAACCAGGCCUUUGGUUGAUCCAAUUUACAUCCUAUGCCCUUUUAAAAUGUGGUUCUUGGGGGGUGGUAUUAUUGGGUUAUUGUUUUUAUUUUGAGUUUAUAUAUUGUGAUCUGUUUUGUGAACCACCCUGAGACCUCCGGGUAUAGGGCAGUAUAAUAAUAAUAAUAAUAAUAAUAAUAAUAAUAAUAAUAAAAAAUAGUUGGAAGGGACCCCAAGGGUCUUCUAGUACAACCCCCUGCAAUGCAGAAAACUCAGAUAAAGCAUCCAUGACAGAUGGCCACCCGACUUCUGCUUAAAAAUUUCCAAGGAAGCAGCCCCCAAAUAUGUAAAUAUCUAUGUGUGAGUCCAGUUAUGCAUCACAGAAAAAUGUGGACCACAAAAAGACACAGAUUUGCAUAAUUUACAUGCAUUUGCUAGUUUAUAUGUAGAGAUGCAAGUUUAGAAAUGAUUACUGUGAUUUGAAUAGAAAUCCAUCUCACCCUGUCAGAGAAGACAGUAACCAGGUGCCCCAUCUGCUUGCUCCACCUCAACAGAGGAAUUUGCUGCAUACUCUCAUAGCUGUCAACUUUCAGAUUUGAAAAUAAGGGAUCAGCAGCCUCACCUGUCCCAGGGACAGUCUACGGGAUAUCUAACAAUCUGGGAUAGCAGCAGGAAGCAGUGGGAAACAGCACUGGAAUAAGGGAAUUUCCUGCAAAAAAAGGGAAGGUUGACAGCUAUGGUGCAUCUAACUCAUUACUGUAUACAGUGUUUCAGACUUGGGGUCUCUCCCAGCCUUUCCUGGAGAGACCAGGGAUCGAACCUGCAGCCUUCUGCUUGCAAGGUGUGUGAUCUGCCACUGAGCUACGCCCAUUCCUCUGAUUUCCCUUCCUGUAGUUCUUUAUCUUUAAGGUGCCCUUGGAUUGGACGGUCCUUCAAAGAGAGGGCUGUUCUCUGUGAAGUAGGACACAUGGCCACUCUAGUAUCUAUUAUUGAUUUGUUUUCAUCUGGUCCAGGAACCUUCCUUUCAAAAAUAAAAUAAAAAAUUUUUAAAUCCAUUUUUGCCUUUAAUGAUUACCAUCGCAAAUGAAUCAUAAUCGUAAACACAUAGGCUUCUCUGAAUCCCCGGACUCCCCUCCACCCCUCGUUAUUCUUUUCCAAAUGCAUCUUAUAAUUGUCUCUAUAUUUUCUUAAUACUCCAUUCUCACCAUAGUUCUCGCUACAGUGCAAGUGUUUUCUAAAAUCCUGCCAGUGUUUUUAAUUGUUUACACAGUGUUCUUUUAAGCACCGUAUUUUUCGCUCUAUAAGAUGCACCAGACCACAAGACACACCUAGUUUUUGGAGGAGGAAAACAAAAAAACAAAUAUUCUGAAUCUCAGAAGCCAGAACAGCAAGAGGGAUCUUCCUGUUCUGGCUUCUGGGAUAGCUGCGCAGCCUGCAUUCGCUCCAUAAAACGCACACACAUUUCCCCUUACUUUUUAGGAGGGAAAAAGUGAGUCUUAUAGAGCAAAAAGUACGGUAACUUAUAAAUUUCCCCCCAUUCUUUAUUAAACUUGUUAUCUUCUUGAUCUUCGAUCUUCCCAGUCAUUUUCGCCACUUCAGCAUAGUCCAUCAUCUUUGUCAGCCAUUCUUCUCCAGUAGGUACUUUAUCUUCCUUCCAUCUUUGGGCAGAAACCUUCCAAACAGUUUGGAAUGUAGACAAAAAACUCUCUGGCAUAUUAAUCAUGGUGAUGAUGAAAGGAAACAAGACAUCAUAGAACAGAGAUUAAGCAAAACAAGUGGUGGGAAAUGCACUGAAAUGAAUUCCACGUUAGAGAAUCCUGCAGUCCUUCAGAUUUUGCUGGACUCCAUCUCCCAUCAUUCCUGACUGCAGCUGAUGGGAGCUGGAGUCCAAGAAUGUCUUGAGGGCUCCAGGUUCCCCCAGCCCUGGCCUAUCAUGGAACGACAAGAUUUCAACAGGCCCAUCUAAAAGCCAGUCAUAAGAGGAGGUAGACUAAUGAGCUUCUUGGGGGAAAGGGAAUUCCACAAUGUGGGUCCCCUACAUAGCUGUCAACGUUUCCCCUUUUUUAAGGGGAAUUCCCUUAUUCCAAAUAGGAUUCCUCGCAAGAAAAGGGAAACGUUGACAGCUAUGGUCCCCUACAGAAAAGGGCCCUUUCUGGCAGCCCAGCCAGCCAAUUGGAUGGCAAUGGGAAGCAGAGCACGGCCUACAGUGUCCAAUGGAUCACAGGGGGUGGGCCGGUUCCUGUGAGAGAAGGUGACCCUGCCCUGUGAGAGAAGGUGACCCUGCUCUGCCUUUGGACUGGUUGGCAAUAUUGGGUUAAAGCGCCCGGGCACCUCUUCUCAACAAACUGAAACGAUUCUGAAAUGGAUUUCAAAUGUGAUGGCUUCUCUCCCACCAAGAGUCUUGGAAAGUGUAACUCUGAGAUUAUGCUCAGGUGUCCUUUCUAGAAGGUUCUAGAAAGGCGAAUCUUCCUCUGUGAAAUAGCCGCCAUUGCAGAUGUUGUUUCACAUCGUGGAGAUGAUCGCAACUCCAGAUUUUUGCAGACAAAGUCUAGUUAGAAGACAACAAUAAUAAAGCACAGUGUUUGGUUUAUGAGCCGAAGGAGCAAGAAAGGAAGGCAGGCGUUUGGAUUAUCUAAAAUAAAAACAUCCCUGAUUCCCUCUGGAGAUGAGAGUGAGACUAUCUCCAGUCUGCAGUCAUUACAAAUAAGCUUCCCAGGUUGCAACUCAAAGAUGGUGUGUAACGUCCUUUAAAUGUCACAUGUUUUCAAGAGACCAUGCAACUUUGGCUGCCCCUCUCCUCUUUUCCCAUUGGUCCCCUUCCUUAUCUACUUCCUGUGACUCCUUUGGGAUGGAAUCAGAUUCCUGCUUGCUAUAGCAGGCCCAGGAAGAGCGUGGGCAAGGCGACUAAUGGCUGAGGAACCUUUGCAGCCCUCCAGAUGUUGAUGGACUACAAGUCUUCACUGACCAUUGGCCAUGCUAGCUGGGGCUGAUGGGAAAUGGAGUCCAUCAACAUCUGGAGGGCUGCAAAGCUUCCCCAUCCCUGGGAUAAUGCAUCAGCAGGACCAACAGCUGCACCAUCCUACAAAGCCUCGUGAAUCAUCCCCACCGGAAUAUGAGACAUCCCUAGACCACAACUUGGCAACUCUAGUUACAGUACUCAACGCACACAGAUAGAUGCUGAGGUUUGAGCAUGCCUUGAAAACAUGCCCUCUGGCCUGGAAGUUCUGCCAGGUAGGUCAGGCCAAAUGCUCAAGCAAUGCAUUAGCUACCCUAUCAGAAUUGUGUAGGUCUGUUGAAUGACAGCAUCUGUCUUAGCUACAUAGACAACCACACCUUGCCCCAUAACCUUUGAAACAAUGCACAAGGAAGCACAUGUCUAGCUUGGAGGCAAGGAACCUGGUUCUUUCAGGGCAGACAACACAUGAUCUCUUCUGCUGGCAUCCAGUGAAGGCCCUGCAGAGCAGCUGCCAGUCAGAAUAGGUGCUAUAGGGAAAGGCUGGCAUGAACCUUGGGGAGCCCUGGCAGGACCCGCUGGCAUUGCUGCCCUCACGCCAUCAUAAAAACACGGGACAAACUCUUCUCUCCCCUAAUAAGCAAAAGCUCUUUGAGGUGAAUUUUCAUUACUCUGGGAGAAUAACACCAGGUAACUAAAAAUAAUAACAACCACCACAUCAUAGUGGUAAUAAAAUAACAGCUUAAGACAGUGGUUCUCAAAGGGUGUGGCAUACCACACCAAUGGCAGGAGAGGAUGGCAAGUGUGGCAGGAAAAUUCAUCAAUAUUAUAUUUUGGGAAUGAUUUGUGUUCUUACGUGGCUGCGUUGUUUUAUACAGUGGUACCUCGGGUUACAGAUGCUUCAGGUUACAGACUCCGCUAACCCAGAAAUAGUACCUCAGGUUAAGAACUUUGCUUCAGGAUGAGAACAGAAAUCGCGCUUCAGCAGCAGCGGGAGGCCCCAUUAGCUAAAGUGGUACCUCAGGUUAAGAAGAGUUUCAGGUUAAGAACGGACCUCCAGAAUGAAUUAAGUUCUUAACCCGAGGUACCACUGUACUUUCUGGAUGUCCCACGAUCAUAUUAUAAAGUUGCUGUGUUCCAGCACAUGCUAAGAGUUGCUUCUUUUUGUUUCCCAAAAAGAAAACUGGUGUGCUGUGAGCAAAUGUUUAUUCUGAAAGUGUGGGCCAGAGGAAAAUAGUUUGAGAACCACUGGUUUAAGACAACAAAUCUGAGUAGGUUUAGAGAAGUCCUACGAGCAGGUAAAUAUAUUUUUCUCUAGCAGCAAAAAUAGCAGCUGGUUUUUGUGUGUGAGUGCAGGAAAGAAGUCAGAGAAAUGCUACAGGAAGGAAGGGGAACCUAUUUUCUCAGGUUCUGUUGCUCCAGUUCAUUUCAGACCUUGCCUCCUGGCAAUGCACAGACACCUGGUUUAAAAUAGAGUAUCAGGAGACCCAAACAUUAAUCCUUGAUCCAAUCAUGGAUUUCCCACACCAAAUGUAGCCAGAACCCAAUAUGCCCUCACAAAUGAGAAGUGGCUCAGGAAUCUUGCAGUGGCAGGUGACUGAUGUCCCCACAGUGCCCUGGGCCAGUGCAGGAUUUGGGCAUUGUGGGGCUGUUCCAAUGAAUGGAAUGGGUGGGGGUAGAUUAUCUGACACGUUCGUUGAUGCUACUGCUGCUCACGGCCACCAUCACUGUUGGGAAGCCUGUUUGCUUCAGUGGGGUGGGGUGGUCACUGUGGAACGGCUGGGGCCUCCCUCACACCCGGCACUGUCCGUGAAUUAGGUCUGGUAUAAGGCAGUGUUCUUUGUUCCUUCCUAAAUUCAACCCUUCCUCCUGGACGGAAAACACAUGCAGUCAUUUUCAGGGGAUUUGGAGGCUAGAUAGCAUGAGCGGUCGUAUCGUUUAAUCCAGACCUGUACUGCGGGCCAGGAAAAUACAGCCAGCAGCUCCCUGUGAGGCCCAAAAAUGUUGCGGCUGAGAGGACGGUUUAGGCAGAAAUUCCAGCCCAGGACCUGCAUUAUGUUAGAGGAGUGUUCUGCAGACAAGAGCGUUGCUUGACACUGAACUUGCUUUUGGGUCUCCCCAUGGCAUCUGCUUGGCUCUAGAUCAGCGGUUCUCAACCUGUGGGUCCCCAGAUGUUGUUGGACUACAACUCCCAUCACCCCUAGCUAGCAAGGCCAGAGCGCAGGUAUGAUGGGAGUUGUAGUCCAACAACAUUUGGGGACCCACAGGUUGAGAACGGCUGCUCUAGAUGGACCAUUGGCUUCAUCUAGCAGGCUUUUCUCGUGGCUGAGUUUGAGUUUAAGACUGAUCCUGUUCUGGACACUGAGGUUUGGUUCUGCGGGAUGGGUUGAAAAGGUAGAAGAGGAUAUAUGAAUUGCAGUUUAUCCCUCCAAGCACCCACGUGUGUUGGGUUGAACAGACUUUCAAAAUCCUGUCCUUGGCAGCAAAACCAGAAGCCUAGGAAUGAGGCUGCAAAGCCUCCUUUGAGCAAAUCUAGCUACAAAGCAAGCUGGCUUCCCCCUCCUCACAAAGCUUGAGAAUGAAUAAGGCAACAAUCUGGGGAGCAAGUUUAAAAAUAAGAUUUUCUUGCUUUAUAAUGAUGCAUUGGUCCACAGCAAAGGCAGCAGUAAAAACUAUGCAGGCAAAAUACUUACAUUUGCAGCAUAACCAAUCGUAAGGAAGUGUCUGGGACCUAAGUACGUAAGAGAGAGGAAGAGGAAGUACUCUGUGCUCCUUCCUCUCCAGGAGAGAGGGGAAAUGACACCAUACAGAAUCCCCUCUGGCAAUCGCAUUUCUAUGGUCUGAGUAUCUGCCUAUCAGCAAUACAGCUCUGUGGAUUUAACCCCUUCUUAUGCUAACUAGCAAGAAUACACAUUCUUGCUAGUUAGCAUAAGGUUUGGCUGCUAAUCUUCCACAGGUUUUGGAAUGUGUGUGAUCCUGAUGAUGAAGAAAAUGUAUUGAGCCAUAGAAGAGGGCCCUUCCCUCAUCACCAAUCAUACCAGAGUGAAUUCCCCAUACCUUGGGCCCGUUCUUUAACCAUCUUGAUUUGUGAAUGCUGGCUAAGACUGGAAUGAGGAACCUGUAUCUGGACUAUAAAUGCCAUCAUUCCUGGCCACUGGCCAUGCUGGCUGGAGCUGAUGGGAUGUUAAGCCUGUUAAAUUCAGUAGGACUACUCUGGGUAAAAUUUAGCUGCAUGCUACUCCCUGUUUUCCACCUAGAGACCCUACCAAUGAACUCGGAUUGCUUGAUCUUUGCAUUCCUUUCAUUAUUUAAUAAUGUAUUUAUUGGAUCUGUAUGCUGCCCUUCAUCCGGAGAUCACAGGGCAGUUCACAGCAUAAAAAUACAAAACGAGAACACAAAAUACCGUAUUUUUCGCCCUAUAGGACGCACCGGCCCAUAGGACGCACCUAGAUUGGGGGGGGGAAUAAAGGGGAAAAAAUUAUUUCCCCCCCCCAGGCGCGGGGCUGGGGCGGGGGAAGCCCGAGCUUCCCCCGACCCCAGCACCCAGAACGGGAGCCAGAGCGAUGCCGAAGCUGCGGGCAGCUUCAGCAUCGCUCUGGGAGCUUGCGGCUGGGGGAGGGGGAAGCCCUCCGUCAGCCUCCAAACCACGUCGGGAGACAGCGGGAUGGCACGCUGCACCUCCCCACUGUCCCCCGAGCUUGUGGGGCUGGCGGUGGGGCUCUCCAGGCUUCAGCGAAAGCCUGCAUUCGCCCCAUGGGACGCACACACAUUUCCCCUUCAUUUUUGGAGGGGAAAAAGUGCGUCCUAUAGGGCGAAAAAUACGGUACAUAAUAAAAACAAGAACAGAAACCAACAAAUAUCCCCCACACAAAUACAUGUAAAAUAACAGAAGGUUAAUUGGCCAAAGGCCUGUUUAUAGGGAAAUGUUUUCACCUGGCGCCUAAAGAUAUGUAAUGAAGGCGUGAGGCGAGCCUCUCUGGGGAGAGCAUCUCACAAAUGGGGAGCCACUGCAGAAAAGGUCCAUUCUUGUGUUGCCGCCCUUCAGACCUCUCGUGGAGGAGGCAUGCGAAGAAGGGCCUCAGGUGAUGGUCAUAGGGUUUGGGUCGGUUCAUAUGGAGAGAGGCGGUCCUUCAGGUAUUGCGGUUCUUGAACCAUGCCAAUUCUCUUUCCUCUGAAAGGUAAAGGUACCUCCUGACCAUUAGGUCCAGUUGUGGACGACUCUGGGGUUCCACGCUCAUCUCACUUUACUGGCUGAGGGAGCUGGCGUUUGUCCGCAGACAGCUUCCGGGUUGUGUGGCCAGCAUGACUAAGCUGCUUCUGGUGAACCAGAGCGGCACACGGAAACGCCGUUUACCUUCCCUCCGGAGUGGUACCUAUUUAUCUACUUGCACUUUGACGUGCUUUUGAACUGCUCGGUUGGCAGGAGCAGGGACUGAGCAACGGGAGCUCACCCUGUCACAGGGAUUCGAACUGCUGACCUUCCGAUCGGCAAGACCCAGGCUCUGUGGUUUAGACCACAGCGCCACCCGCGUCCCUCUCUUUCCCCUAGUGGGCUCACUUUACUUCCACAAGGAAUGUUUCUGUCCUUUCCCUCUUCCAGAAAGCCAGGACACAGGUGGCGGGGGCAGCAGCAGCAGCACAAAAGCAGAAGUCAGCAGCUCCAAAGCAAGGAAGGAACGCACCGCCUUCACUAAGGACCAGUUGCGGGAGCUGGAGGCGGAAUUUGCACACCACAACUACCUGACGAGGCUCCGGAGAUACGAGAUUGCAGUGAACCUCGACUUGACGGAAAGACAGGUGAAGCUCCUCUGCUCCAGCGGCCCCUUGAGGCUGGGCAGCCUCCCCUCCAGCUUUGGGCAACGAUGCCUGGAGACAAUGGUGGAGAGGAGAGGGAAAAUAUUGCGUGAAUGUUCAUUUGCUACCUUGGGUUAAGAACUUAAUUCGUUCCGGAGGUCCGUUCUAGAUAUAGGGUGCCUACAUUCUGCAUGUGCAAAUGGCUUUAGAUACCUAUUAGGGUCCAUAAAUUAUCAUAUAGCAUAUACAGUGAUACCUCCGGUUAAGAACUUAAUUCGUUCCGGAGGUCCGUUCUUAACCUGAAACUGUUCUUAACCUGAGGUACCACUUUAGCUAACUGGGCCUCCCGCUGCCGCCACGCAAUUUCUGUUCUCAUAUUGAAGCAAAGUUCUUAACCAGAGGUACAUUUUUGGGUUAGCGGAGUCUGUAACCUGAAGCAUCUGUAACCUGAAGCAUCUGUAACCCGAGGUACCACUGUACACUGAUUCAUUUACCAAAAACAAAAAACAAACCCCACAAUCACAAGGCGAAUUCACCCAACACAACACCUCCUCCUCCUUCUUCUCCUCCUCCUCCUUCGUCUUCUUCUCCUACUUCUUUAUACCCCACUCAUCUGGCUGGGUUUCCCCAGCCACCCUGGGCGGCUCCCAACAGAAUAUAUAAAAAAGCGACAAAACAUCAAACAUUAAAAACUUCCCUAAACAGGGCUUCCUUCAGAUGUCUUCUAAAAGUCAGAUAGUUGUUUAUGUCCUUGACAUCUGAUGGGAGGGCGUUCCACAGGGUGGGCGCCACUGCUGAGAAGGCCCUCUACCUGGUUCCUUGUAACCUCACUUCUGGCAGUGAGGGAACCGCCAGAAGGCCCUCAGUGCUGGACCUCAGUGAGGGUAGAGACGCUCCGUCAGGUAUACUGGGCUGAGGCCAUUUAGGGCUUUAAAGAUCAGCACCAACACUUUGAAUUGUGCUUGGAAAUGUACUGGGAACCACUGUAGGUCUUUCAGGGCCUGUGUUGUAUGGUCUUGACAGCCACUCCUAUAUAGAAUCACAGAGCUGAAAAUGGGAAUAGGUGAAUCUGUGAAUUUCAGGUCUGCUCUUUUUCUCAUUUCACCAGCCUGAAACUCAGUUCUCCACAUUUGCAUCUUACUUGGGGGUUCAGUUCCCAGUGUUCCACAUAUUCACAAAAACGGCAUGUACCCAUAGCCUUUGAGCUGCCCCCAAGGCUAGUGGGUGAGGGGAAGAGAGGGAAUCCUCAGUGCUUCCAAGUUCUCUGCCUUGUUUGCAUUUACAGUGGUACCUCCAGUUGCAGACGGGAUCCGUUCCAGAGGUCCGGUCGGAUCCUGAGGUUUCCGCAACCUGAGGACCGCUUCUGCGCAUGCGCAGACUGCUUCUGCACAUGCACGCCCGGCGAAACCCAGUAAAAUACUUCUGGGUUUGCCGCGCCUGCAUCCCGAAGUUUACAGAACCAGAGGGUUUUGUAAAUGGAGGUAUGACUGUAAUUGGCACAAUUACAACCAGUUUGUCUUCAACUGUGUAUGGUUGAAAUGGCGCAAGUUAAACAAGUGUACAGUGGUACCUCAGGUUAAGUACUUAAUUCGUUCCAGAGGUCCGUUCUUAACCUGAAACUGUUCUUAACCUGAGGUACCACUUUAGCUAAUGGGGCCUCCUGCUGCCGCCGCACCGCCAGAGCAUGAUUUCUGUUCUCAUCCUGAAGCAAAGUUCUUAACCCGAGGUACUAUUUCUGGGUUAGCGGAGUCUGUAACCUGAAGUGUAUGUAACCUGAAGUGUAUGUAACCCGAGGUACCACUGUAAAUUCAACAACUAUUCAGUCCAGAUUUCUCUCAAUACGAACAUUCUUGCAAGCAAUUUCCCUUAAUGUGAUGCAUGAUUUAUAUUCGCUAAUACAGUGGUACCUUGGUAGUCAAACGGCUUGGCUCCCAAACAAAUUGGCUCCCAAACACCGCAGACCCAGAAUUGCGAACGUUUUCUGGAAGCCGGACGUCCGAACGCGGCUUCCGAUUGAGUGCAGGAAGUUCCUGCAGCCAAUCGGAAGCCGUGCCUUGGUUUUUGAACCUUUUCGGGAGUCGAAUGGACUCCCAGAACGAUUAAAUUCAAGAAGCAAGGUACCACUGUACAUGCAGUCUUAUACACACUCGACCCUAGCCGGUGCAAUUUUUUGGGGGGACAUGUGGCUAGAGAACCGCAUUGCAAAAUUCGGAAAAGUGUGAAUUUGCAAGGGCUGUGUUUGCAUGCAUGCAAGCUCACCUUAAUCCUCUCCCUCUUCUCGCACAGGUCAAAGUGUGGUUUCAGAACCGCAGGAUGAAAUGGAAACGUGUGAAAGGUGGGCAGCCGGUGUCACCCCAGGACCACAGCCUGGAAGACAUGGACUCAGCUGCUUCUCCAAGCUCAGAGUAGCCCUGUACUCAGUGUCUCAGAAAGCCUGGACCAAUCUCUUGGCAUCAUCACAGCCCAGAUCGUCUGCUCUCUCCCUAAGACUUUGCAAGAGUUGGCUGAAGAAGGAGCAGUUUCGGAAGAGACCUGGCCUUGCUUUCCCAGGUAGAUCUGGACUCUCUCCUUCCUUCCUUCUUAUCUCUGACGGAAUUGCUUUUCACAAGCCACCAACAAGGGAAAUCAAGGCACGGAUGGCUUCCCAAUCAUUCUAACGCUGCAGACAUGACAUUGUUAGAACCAUGAAGCGAGCAUGUACGUUGUGUUUGCUCCCAACUUAGCAUCCCUCUCCAGGAUCACAUUCUGGAAAACAGAAACAAGCCGACGUUUCAAGUUUGCAGCAGAAGGAGGCUAGACCACCCAGGAGGUCACCGAAAAAAAUCUUACAGCCAAUCUCUCGAGCUCCCCAGAAGAAAAAGUGUGCAUAUAGAAUUGCCUUAGGCAGUUUCAAAUCCCACUGCGAAGUGUUAUAGAUCGCCCCUAGUACUAUAUUAUCUUCCGCCAUUAAAAGAAAUAAAACGAUUAGUCCUUGCCAAGGGCUGGACAAGAAUCUGCACUCC